Mya arenaria is the source of this 5282-nucleotide messenger RNA. Its product is annotated as vesicle-associated membrane protein 3-like. The record is from RefSeq and is a predicted model, not a curated record. Lineage: Eukaryota; Metazoa; Mollusca; Bivalvia; Myida; Myidae. Gene Ontology annotation, biological process: SNARE complex assembly; vesicle fusion; vesicle-mediated transport. Gene Ontology annotation, molecular function: syntaxin-1 binding; SNAP receptor activity. Bases 112 to 525 code for a protein of 137 amino acids. The transcript has 7 exons. Gene Ontology annotation, cellular component: SNARE complex; plasma membrane.
GUUUUACUUCAGGUGCCCGGAUGAUGAUGUCAUUUGCAUAGGAAGCCAUUUUGUAAUACAUAAACAGCAGUCAGGCCAUUUUGAGCCGAAACAGGCAAAGAAAUUGUCAAAAUGGCACAGAACCCAGCAGCAGGGCCAGGCGGGCCACCGGAGGGAGGACAGAGGGAUGUUGGCAGUAAGAGGCUGCAGCAGACGCAGGCACAGGUUGAUGAGGUUGUGGAUAUCAUGAGAGUUAAUGUUGACAAGGUGUUGGAACGUGAUCAGAAAAUCUCAGAACUAGAUGACAGAGCAGAUGCACUUCAAGCGGGUGCGUCACAGUUUGAGGCGAGCGCCGGCAAGUUGAAACGAAAGUUCUGGUGGAAAAACUGCAAGAUGUGGUUAAUACUGAUUGCUAUAAUUGUUGUGAUUAUCAUUAUCAUUAUCGUGUACGUAGCCACAAAAUUCCAAGGUGAUGACAAGUCCAGCACGCCAGCUGCAGUCAAACCCGCCGCCACAACAACCGCAGCUUCGCCUGCGGGGCGCUGAGCCCCUCCACCAACACCCCAGGGGAAAACCCCCAACCCCAGGGCAACCCAGGGGCAAGAGUCCCAAAACCCCACUUUUCGUCUCUUACAAACCCCCUUUUGGACCUCUUGUGGGUGCGCUAUUUUGGCAUCCCAUCUAUUCCCCCCAAGUUACCCCCUCAUUUUCUGUACUACCCAUAAAUUAUUUAACUUGUUUAUUUUACUGAUAUUGAUAUUUUGUAUUUAAAGUGUAUGAAAUGUUGAUUUAAAUGCAUUUUGAAUAAGAAAAAAAAAUGUUGUUUACAUGUACUUUAAAUACUGUCAAGAUUUUCUGUACUAUGUAUUCUUAAUUGACUUAUACAUUACUGUGAAAAUCAAUUGUACGGAUCUGUAAAAAAAUAAAUAUAACCCUUUCAUUACUGAAAAUAGAACUAUAUAUACUUUAUAUUGACUUUGGUCAAUAAGACCAAAAUACGCAUGUUGUUCACCUCAUCGUCAAACAUCAUUCCAAACAUUGAGAUGAACAGAAGUUGUGUUGUAAUUUUGAGCUGAAUGACUAGAUUGUUAGAAGUUUGCUUGUUCAUUGUACAUGUUUUAAAGGGAUUUAUUCAUCAUGCUUUAUUAGGUAAGAUAUCGAACAAUUUAUAUUGCAUAAAUUGUGAACAAAGUGCUUGUUACAAUGUUAAAACAUCAUCAAAAGUUUUAACAAAAGCUCUAUUUGUUGUUAGCAAUUUUGUCAGAACAUGUUGUACUAAUAUUUUGUUGAAAAGAGUAACGCGAUUAAAAAUUGUAUGAUUACAAAUUUUGGUUUGAAUGGCUGUCGGGUUUUUUUGGUUAGUCAAUAAAAAUAAUUCUUAAGAAGUAAAUUAAAAAGUUUGAUAAAAAAAUAUGACCAACUGUCAAUCAAUCAAUUAGCCAGUCCAUUUAAUGUAUUAACCAUUAUCAGACAUACAAUGGCCAAUUGUUCAGAGCUUCGCUAAAGUGUACAAUGUUGUUCAAGUGAUUAUCAUCCUUCAAAUUUUAACUACUUUGAAAGAUUUUUUUCCCAAUUUGAUUAAUGUAGAUUAUGUUUAUGAAUAAAAAAAGCAAAGAAUUUCUUGAAAUAUAAACACAAUCGUGACAAUACUAACUCUUUCACAGCAUAAUGUAUGCAUAAAAAAGAGCAUGCAUAUUUACCAUUGUAUAUGCCAUUUUGGCCUAAUUUUGUUUCGAAAGUCAACUUGUUUCAAUUUGCAAGACACAUGUGGUAAAAAUAAUUCCAAAAAAAAAAAUCACUGGAUUUGAAACAACUGUUUCAGCUGUACUUGUUUGAAUAAAAUAUAUUUUGUGUUUAAAACUUUUCAACGUUAAUGUUACAAUGUUGUUAACUUUAACACAGUUCUGAACAAUUGACAUGAUGUUUGAUGUUCUAUAGAAUUUUAGUCUGGUCAGUUUUUCAUGAUUUUUUUUUAUUUUUGCUUAGUUUGUGAGGUUCAGAAUUAGCUUAUCAAUAAUAUUAAAAUAUUACCAAUCAUUGGUAAAUCAAUAUAAAUCAACACAAAAUUUUAACAUUCUGAAGUAGGCUAGCAGUCAUGGCUUUAAACAAAUUGAUGUCUUUUAUGUUGUAAGCAGACUUAGAUCAUAAUUUCGUGUUUUUAAGUUGUGUACUAUACUGGAUUUCUUUUGAUGAAUUACACUUAGAUGUUUACUGAAUUACACUUAGAUGUCUACUGAAUUACUCUUAGAUGUCUACUGAAUUACACUUAGAUAUCAACUGAAUUACACUUAGAUGUCUACUGAAUUACACUUAGAUAUCAACUGAAUUACACUUAGAUGUCUACUGAAUUACUCUUAGAUGUCUACUGAAUUACACUUAGAUAUCAACUGAAUUACACUUUAGAUGUCUACUGAAUUACACAGUUUCACUUGCAGUCGACUGAAUUUCACUAAGAUGUCUACUGAAUUACAUUUAUAUGUCUACUGAAUUACACAGUUUCUCUUGCAGUUGACUGAAUUUCACUUCGAUGUCUACUGAAUUUGUGUUCAGAUAUUUAAAGUCCCUUUAACUGAAAUGACAUGAUUUUUACAGCCAUAAUAAGUUUUAAUGACAUGCCAGCUCUAAAUACAAAACUUGUUUGGCUGUUUGUUUACAGGUGAAUGGUAAACCAAAAAGAGAGAGAUUUUUAAGAAUGGUACUUAUUCAUUUCAUAGUAAUAACUUUUAAGAUGUGUGGUUAGAUCAUAGGUUCAUGUGGGGAUGUACUAUUAUUGUGUGAUUAGUUACUGUUGUCAAUGAAAACAUUCCACUAACCAUAGAAACGUAGAAUAACCUGUUUAUAUAAUAAGUGAGUUUGGAUUUUCAAACAUAAAACUUAAUGUUAAGUUUUAAGAAUCUCUGUCAGGCAAGGUUUUGUAUUUUUUGUUUCUCUGACCUACAAUCCAUAUUUAAAAAGAUAUUUUAGAAAAAAUUGCAAUUGCAUCUCUUUUGCGGAUGACAAUAAUGAAAACGAUAUUUUUCAUUAAAUUGUCAGCAUUGGCUAGGCGCAUUUUGGUAUGUUUUUAAUAAUAUUUUAACAUUAUCAAACAAGACAUUAAUUGGACGCAAUCAAAAUACGAAACAAUGAUUGUUUUCCAUUGAUUGUAAGGUAUCUUCUCUGUUUUCAUCCAAUUGAAAGUAAAAUCGAACAAAUAGAAAAUCGUUGAUUUUGAAAAAUAUAUUUCUUUCUCCUGAGGACAACUUUCUUCUUUUUUUAACGUCAGAGAAAUAAAACAUAAAAACUUGUCUCAAAUAUCAGUUUUAACUUGUGCUUCAUUAGAUCUUCAUUUGUGAAUAUUCAUUUUACUCAGUUAUUCAGUUAUUAAAAUUAUUUCACGUUUAUUAACUUACUUUUACCUGGCAAGUUUUGUUGCAAAUUUGACCUGGCUUUUUGGUUGCAAAAAUUGAAUUGAAUGUCAUUUAAUCAUUUAAUGGAUCAGAAAUCAUAGAAAAAGAGUAAUCUUUUGAUUUUUUUUUUGAUUUUUUUUGUACAGUUGAUAAUAUGAGGGAAAUGAGGAAGGAUAAAUCAAGAAUUAAAAAUAAUACAAUUACUAAUACCUAAUAAAUAAUCAUUAUAAAGUUGUUAUGAAAUGUAUACAACUUGAGCAAAACUGCUUUAAGCUUGGAAAGGAAUUACAAUAUUCUUUUAAACUUUUGUCUUCAAUAUUAAAUAUCAAAUGAAACUCAUUCUGUUCUCUUCCCGGGAGUGUUGUAAGUAAUUAUUCCUUCUUCAUUUUUGUAUUUACAUUAUUGGUACAGCAAGGAAUUUGUUAAAUGUGUUUGAUUUCUUAAUAUAUUUUUUUCAAAAUUUGGUCUAAAUCCUUAAAGAAUUGGAAACAACAACAGUUUUGUCAUAUCAAUUGUCAGAUUUUGAACAUUAUGACAUAAAAUAAUAUUAAAUUGUUUAAAAAAAAAAAUAUUAAAUUGUUUAAAAUAAAAAAAGUUUCAUUAUUUAGACUAUCUUUGAUGGAUGUAUUAUUGUAGCCACAUGCAUAAAAUUUGGUACCCUGAAUAACUUAAAAUAUUUUUGGCACUACCAGGUACAUGUUAUAAUGUCUUUGGAAUGAAGGCUUAUUUUCUGGAAUAAACUCACAUUGAUAAUGGCAAGUGCUAUUUUUGUUAGGAUAUAAACUCAUUGUGUUCUUUUUUUCCAUGUUUCAUUGUUUGACUUCGUAAUUAAUCAAUAUAAUAUUAUUUAUUGUAUAUAUUCUUUGUUAAAGUGUAUAUGAAGUUGUUGUACAUAUUUGUUAACAAUUAUUUUCAGUUUGCUUAGCUUUUAAGUUCAUAAAAUAUCAGGGGUUCUAAAGUUCAGGAUAAAUAUUGAAAUCAGGAAUCAGGUCUAUAGCUUCACUCUGGCAGAUUUACCGUUUUGACAACUUUUUUUAUUUUUUGUCUUGGAAUUAGCCAAUUUUUGCGUAAAUAUCUGCAAACCACUGAUAUAAGAUUGCUGACAAAAGAUUAGAUCGCAGAUUUUCAUAUUUCUGUUUGAAAAUUCAUGGUUUAUGGUUUAAACCGUUACUAAAGGUAUAAGAAAAAUGCAUAUCAUUUUUAAUCUAAAUGUGAAAAACCGCGAUUUGAUUUUUUGUCAGCAGUCUUAUAUGACUGUUUCCAUGCAUGUUCGCAUAAAUAGGCAUGUUCCAAGACAAAAAAUAAAAAAAAGUUGUCAAAACGUUCAAUCUGCAAAAGUGCAGCUUUAAACUUGGGAGAAAAACUUUUAAAGAGGUCUAAGCCCUUUUACCCUGCUUUGGGCAUGAAUCCCUCAAACAGACGCCAGCUAUUUUUCAGGAUUGACAACUAUCAGCUGUUAGAACCCCUGAAUUACAUUGUUCUUUUGCAUGUAGCAUGUUGUAGAAUUUGUUAUUCACGGUGAAUUCAAGUGAUCUUUUUUCUUGUAAAAUAAAAACUAAAAAAAAAUAUCACUGACUGAUUUUUUGCUAAUAAAUGUUCUGAUAUACCGGUAGUCAAAUUGAUGGAGCCAUAUAUGUAGCAAAACUUUUGAAAAGUAUCACUGAAAUAAGCAGACUGAUUUGCUAAUGAAUGUUUUGAUAUAGUCAAAUUGUAGGAGCCAUAUUUGUAGCUAAACAUUUGAACCUGUUUAUAAAUAGUAACUAAAACUUUGAACAAUUGCUUUACUUUACCAAAAUUUGUUUUGGUACUUGGUAAAUAGAUGUUAUGUUAUGUUUAAAAACUAAUUGUGUUAUACUAUUUGUAUGAAGACUAAAGUGUGAUAGUGUAAUGGCUGGUAAUAAAAUUGUGUGAAUACAG